Messenger RNA from Cuscuta campestris, 1759 nucleotides. The record is from the annotation of a GenBank genome assembly. Lineage: Eukaryota; Viridiplantae; Streptophyta; Magnoliopsida; Solanales; Convolvulaceae.
ACCAAUGGUGCAAAACUCAUAAAGUUGAAGGACUAUUUAUGAACUUUUAAAACUUGAAAGACCAAUCGUGCACAACUAAUAAAGUUGAAGGACCAAUGGUGGAUUUUAGCCUAUAUCAAAUGGCCCUGUACACAGAGACACUUUGCACUUUGGGGCAUAGUCGUGAAAAUAGAUCAAAUUUGUCUCAGUUACGUAGUCUUAAAUGUGUUGUACCUUUGUUGAUGAGCAUUUGAGUUAGAGGAUCAACGGAAUAAAAAACAACUCAUUGAUGAAGAUGGAGAUCCUCAUGCUCCAAACGACAAAAUUGUUGAAGUGGUGCACCAAAUUAAAAGGCAUGCAGGCUCAUCAUCAACACAAUGUUUGAUCCAAAAAUGACUUAGGAUGGUGCACCAAGGAAACCCAAAGAGGAAACCAUUUUGUCAUCUAAUCUUGUACCGCGCCACGCGCCCCACCUAAAGGCAAACCAAAUUUUGGGGGUUUACUUCAAACCAUGAAACUCGUGAUGAUGUAUAUCGUUAUCUACUCCCUCCUCUCAUCUCUUGUGUGUAUAUUCUUUCUUCUUCUUUUUCUUAUGUUCACAUUUGUAGGUGUCCUCACAUGCCUAUGCAUAUAUAUAGACCUUGCCCCUACUCGAAUGUAGAGAGGCUGUUUCCAAAGAGACCCCCGGCUCAACGUCGAAAGUUGCAUUGCUUGACUAACUGCUACUUCAUUAAUUAAAGAAGCGCAGACAGUUUAGAGAUCCAUUUUGAUUUAUUUUUACUUGUCAAGGAACGGAAAAUAUUUGAAAUAAGGAUGGAUCCUAUCCACAAUCACGGAUGAGGUCUCCGACCUUGUGCUCGCCAACAAUCUCUCUGCUCAUGCCCUAUGGACGGAAAUCUACAAUCUUCUUCACGACAACAAUUAAGCAUGCCCAGGCAAUGCAACUGGAGCACCGAUUCCGUACAACUGUGAAGGGCCAACUCUCCAUCAACGAAUAUUGUCGCCUUCUCAAGAACCUCUCCGAGUAUCUUGACGAUGUGGAUGCCCCUGUCACCGAACAUGCUCUUGUACUCCAGGUUCUUCAAGGCCUCCCACACGACAUCCGAAGUCAAGUUCAAUUUCUGCAAUAUCAAAAUCCACUCCCGACGUUCUUGGAAGUUCGGUCCGCCUUGCUCCUCGUUGAACAGCAACAAACCGACGCCGUAUAUGGUGCCGGCGCGCCGUCCACAGCCCUUCUCAGCACCGGCGGCGGCGGCGGACAAGCGGGCAGCAGACACCGACAUGACCGAGGCAGCGGCUACGGCGGAUCUGGGAGCAACGGUAGCGGCGGAUUUGGCAACGGCUCUGGCGGGCGCGGUAGGACCUCCGGCGGUGGUAGUGGAGGCGGCAACCGCGGCGGCGGUCAAGGUUGUGGCGGUGGCGGCAAUCAGCGGCAACCCUCGGACCCGAAUCCCUGGACAUUUCCCUCCCCUUCCCCCGGGUUACUUGGGCCAGGGCCCUAACCGCCCCACCCCCUAGCCCAAGCCCACCUUCACCAAAGCCCAUAUUUACCCAACCCCUCCUACCCAACACCCGGCCCAAUUCACCCAACCCCAAACCCAUUCCCCCACUACCCAACCCAGCCCUCCCCAGACCCGAAUCUCACCCCCCCAGCUAGGGGUGUAAACGAACCGAAUCGAAGCGAAUACUGAUAUAUUUGAAUUUGUAUUUGUUUAAUUUUUUCGAAUACGAAUCUGAACCCGAGUAUGAGACAAAUUCAAAAUAAGUAUUUGAUUAAUAU